This is a messenger RNA of Pseudomyrmex gracilis, 1033 nucleotides long. RefSeq lists its product as uncharacterized. The record is from RefSeq and is a predicted model, not a curated record. Lineage: Eukaryota; Metazoa; Arthropoda; Insecta; Hymenoptera; Formicidae. The coding region runs from base 173 to 1027 and encodes 284 amino acids. The transcript has 5 exons.
CGCUCUUCUCUUGCGCGUCGACAUUCUCUCGAACGAUCGAUCUUGCGCGUAACGCAUCAAGCGUGUAUAAGAAUCACAAAAGGGGUGUGGGCCCGCGACGUCGUUUCCUUCUCGAGAGGCGUACGACGCGAGAGAUUAUUCGUUCCUCGGUUCGCUGGCAACGCUAUAAAAGAUGUCGCAACCGGAACAGAGCGGUAGUGCGCAGUGCGAGAAGGACAUGUCGACAUCCAAGAGUAGCUCGAUGCUGCGCCUAAACCAGGAGGGCUCGGCCGACUGGCAGGAUCACGGCGACACCGACUCGGAGGUCAGCGAGACCGACUUCCUCACCAAGGGCGCCUUUCUUCUCACCCCCAGCCACGAGCUGAGCAUAGAGAAGGCCGCCACCAUCUGCGAGAAGAUGAACUUCCGAGGCGCAUUUUCUUUGACGAAAACCGCCACCGGCAUUCUCUUCAAGUUCAGCAACAUCGACGACUUCCAGGCGGUAUAUAAAAAGGGGUUUCACAAAGUGACGGGAGCUCGCUUCUACAAGAAGGUCGCUAUACCGUGCAGACCGGCGAAGAUCUUCACCGUCUACGUUCUGGAUGUGCCCGAGGAGUUGCCCGAGGACGAUAUUAGGCACGCUCUCUACAAAUAUCGAUCUAUCGUCGAAGUAACCAGGCUGCCCCUGAAUACGGGAACUGUCUUGAAGGCCAUCAAUGACAAGCUAAAGAGCGACGCGCAGAAUCUGAACGAGCCUGCCACAAUUUAUACGGGGCCACCCGUUAUAAGGGUUACUCUGGCCAGCGUGGAGGAGACCUCGAUGUUGCUGAGCCGUGGUUUGGAUUUUUAUGGGGCCACAUAUUUCCCCACCGAAACGCCCCACACAGCCGCUCAACCCCUCGCCAAAUACAAAAACAACAGAUGGAUCGAGCUGGCGUCGAUCGGCGCGGGACAAAGAGUGAGGGACCUACUUCCGGUCUUUGACAACGCGGGCUUCAACAAAUUGCCACCUCCGGCGAGCCGUGUAAUAAAACCGCAAAGAAACUGACACGUC